CAGCGAAAUAAGCUUUCACGCAGCAAUCUCGGAAAGGGAGCUUCAAAACGUUGAUGGCAUUUAACAGAUUAAUUAAAAGACAGGUGUUGUAGAGGUGUGUAACCAUUUUUAGGUUGUAUUCAUACAAGGAUUUAGCUCACUGAGUACCUUGUGGCCAUGGAGGACAUGCCUGCUCCGCGGAUAUACGUCGAAAGGACGUUGGCUUUAAUCAAACCCGAUGCCGCCGACCGAGCGGAUGAAAUCGAAAACAUCAUGCUGAAGUCCGGCUUUGCCAUUUUACAGAAAAGGAAGGUCCACCUGAGCCCAGAGCAGUGCAGUGACUUCUAUGCAGAGCAAUAUGGCAAACUGUUUUUCCCCAGUCUAACUGCCUUCAUGAGCUCUGGGCCCAUCACCGCCAUGGUGCUAGCCAGGGACCAGGCCAUCGCUCAUCUGAAGCAGCUGAUGGGACCGGCGAACAGUACCAAAGCCAAAGAGACCCACCCAGAGAGUUUAAGGGCCAUCUACGGAACAUCCGACUUGAGGAACGCAGUGCAUGGAAGUGAGAGCUUUUCCGCAGCGGAGAGAGAAAUACAGUUCAUGUUCCCCGGGUCUAUUAUUGAGCCUAUUCCAUUGGGAAAUGCAGCUAAGGAUUACCUAAGCAGAUUUGUAAACCCCACACUGCUUUCGGGACUGACAGAACUCUGUAAGAGAAAGCCAGCAGAUCCCUUUACCUGGCUUGCUGAUUGGCUUAUAGAAAAUAAUCCCAAUACGCCUAAAGUUCAAGAUGGAGUGAUGACUGAAGAGGUAAAGGAGGAGUUAUUCACCACCGACCACAAGACCAGCAAGUAAAGAUAGAUAGCAGUCAGUACAAUGCAGUAACACUUUUUUUCCUUGUUGCUAAGCUAGGGACAAUAAAUGAUUUUUCAAAAAAGUAUUGCUUGCCAAAUAUUUGUCAGUAGAUUUCUGUUUUGUACAUUUGGUAUUGAAUUAAUGUGAACUAGAAACUGACAGUUUCUAUUGUUGCUAAUAUUCUCAGUGUAAAACAGUUGUGUGUAGUUAUUAAAAUGCCUUUUAUAUUAGAAA
This is a messenger RNA of Lepisosteus oculatus (spotted gar), 1062 nucleotides long. It is a transcript of the gene nme5, whose product is annotated as NME/NM23 family member 5. Gene Ontology annotation, cellular component: cilium. The record is from RefSeq and is a predicted model, not a curated record. Gene Ontology annotation, molecular function: nucleoside diphosphate kinase activity. NCBI's taxonomy places the organism in Eukaryota, Metazoa, Chordata, Actinopteri, Semionotiformes, Lepisosteidae. Gene Ontology annotation, biological process: spermatid differentiation; GTP biosynthetic process; UTP biosynthetic process.